ACACAUCUUUUCUCCAAUUCUAUAAACCCUUUUCUCGCUCUUAUAUUUGCAUCCAAUAAUAUUCAAGAGUUUUUUCGGCUGCUCCGCAUUUAUUCAUUCUCUGCAUUUCUCUCUCUUCCCUCUCACAUACACGACAACCACCGCAUUCGGGAGUCGAAGUUCCAGAGAAUCAUUUCAAGCGGCGCGAUUGAUCUAUCCUCAGGUUUGUAGCUGAUUCUUUGCAGUCAAGUAAUCGUUAAGCAAAUAUGAGUGUGGUUGGUUUUGAUUUCGGGAAUGAAAGCGGCGUUGUUGCUGUUGCAAGGCAAAGAGGUAUUGAUGUCGUGCUUAAUGAUGAGUCGAACCGGCUAACUCCGGCUAUUGUAUGCUUCGGAGAUAAGCAACGAUUCCUUGGUACAGCUGGAGCUGCAUCGAGUAUGAUGAAUCCGAAAAAUACAAUAUCUCAAAUAAAGAGGUUGAUUGGGCGCCAGUUUUCCGAUCCUGAGCUGCAGCAUGACAUCAAGUCAUUGCCCUUCUCGGUGACUGAAGGGCCUGAUGGAUAUCCAUUGAUACAUGCUCAUUAUUUGGGAGAAAGUAGGACAUUCACACCUACUCAGGUUUUGGGUAUGGUGUUUUCCGAUUUGAAGAUCAUCGCCGAAAAGAAUCUGAAUGCAGCAGUUGUAGAUUGUUGUAUUGGAAUACCCGUUUAUUUCACCGAUCUUCAGAGGAGAGCUGUUAUAGAUGCUGCAACUAUUGCUGGCUUACACCCUCUUCGUCUUAUUCAUGAAACUACUGCCACUGCUCUAGCUUAUGGUAUUUACAAGACUGACCUACCUGAAAACGAGCCGUUGAACAUUGCUUUUGUUGAUGUGGGGCAUGCUAGUAUGCAAGUUUGUAUAGCUGCUUUCAAGAAAGGCCAGCUGAAGAUUUUGGCUCAUUCCUUUGACCGGUCGCUCGGUGGUAGAGAUUUUGACGAAGCUCUUUUCCAGCACUUUGCUGCACAAUUCAAGGAAGAAUACAAGAUUGAUGUAUAUCAGAAUGCCAAGGCUUGCCUAAGGCUUCGUGCUGGUUGUGAGAAGUUGAAGAAGGUUCUCAGUGCAAAUCCUGUGGCGCCUCUGAAUAUUGAGUGCUUGAUGGAUGAGAAGGAUGUGAGAGCCCACAUUAAGAGAGAAGAGUUUGAGGAAAUUAGCAUUCCGAUCUUGGAACGUGUGAAAAAACCAUUGGAGAAGGCCCUUGUUGAAGCUGGACUGACUAUUGAGAAUAUACAUUCAGUUGAGGUUGUGGGUUCUGGUUCGCGUGUACCUGCAAUUAUUAGGAUCCUUACUGAGUUCUUUGGGAAGGAGCCUAGGCGUACAAUGAAUGCAAGUGAAUGUGUUGCCAAAGGCACUGCUUUGGAAUGUGCUAUUCUUAGUCCCACAUUUAAAGUGCGAGAAUUCCAGGUUAAUGAAAGCUUUCCUUUCCCCAUUGCUUUGUCGUGGAAAGUUUCUGCUUCGGAUUCUCAAAAUGCUGCAGCGGAUAAUCAGCAGAGCACUGUUGUAUUCCCAAAGGGCAACCCAAUACCAAGUGUGAAGGCGUUGACUUUCUAUAGAUCUGGCACCUUCACAUUGGAUGUGCAGUACGCUGAUGUUAGUGAGUUGCAGGCACCUGCAAAGAUUAGCACUUACACGAUUGGACCUUUCCAGUCGGCAAAGGGUGAGAGGGCAAAAUUGAAAGUCAAAGUACGCCUGAAUCUUCAUGGUAUUGUCUCGGUUGAAUCAGCAACGCUUUUGGAAGAGGAGGAAACGGAAGUUCCAGUUGUGAAAGGAUCUUCACAGGAAUCGACAAAGAUGGAAACUGACGAGCUUGCUGCUGAUUCGGCUCCGCCAAGCACCACUGAAACUGAAGAUGCUGGAGCUGAAAAUGGUGUAGAAGAGUCUGGAGAUAAAUCGGUUCAGAUGGAAACAGAUGCCAAGGUGGAUGCUCCAAAGAAAAAGGUGAAGAAAACCAAUGUGCCUGUGUCAGAGGUCAUCUAUGGAGGACUUGCUGCUGUGGAUGUGCAAAAAGCUGUUGAAAAGGAAUUCGAGAUGGCUUUACAGGAUCGUGUUAUGGAAGAAACCAAAGACAAAAAGAACGCUGUUGAGGCAUAUGUUUACGAAAUGAGGAACAAGCUUAAUGACAAGUAUCACGAUUUCGUGAUGGAAUCGGAGAGGGAGCAGUUUAUUGCUAGACUCCAAGAGGUAGAAGAUUGGUUGUAUGAAGAUGGAGAGGAUGAAACCAAAGGUGUUUAUGUCGCUAAACUGGAGGAGCUAAAGAAGCAAGGUGAUCCUAUUGAACAUCGCUACAAGGAGCACACAGAGAGGGGAUCUGUGACGGACCAGCUGGCUUACUGCAUUAACAGUUACAGAGAAGCAGCAGUGUCGGCUGAUACCAAGUUUGACCACAUUGACUUAGCGGAUAAGCAGAAGGUUUUGAAUGAAUGUGUGGAAGCUGAAGCUUGGCUAAGAGAGAAAAAACAGCAACAGGAUACACUCCCUAAGCACGCCACGCCGGUUCUCUUGUCUGCUGAUGCAAGAAAAAAAGCUGAAGCCCUUGAUAGGUUCUGCAGGCCAAUAAUGAUGAAGCCAAAGCCGGCGGCAAAACCAGCCACACCCGAGCAGCCCUCACCGGCAACCUCCUCUCAAGGCGGUGAAUCGCAAUCACAAGGGGCAGACAACAGUAACCAUAGCACCGGACAAAAAGCCGAAGAAAGUGACACUGCAGGUUCCGAGCCUAUGGACACAGACAAAUCUGGGAGUGCUCCACACACAGCAUAAAUCCGUGUGCGUCAUUACCGAAUUUUGGACCGUUGUGUAUUUUAUGAGGUUAUAUCUCAUAAUUUGUUAUAUUAAUAGGUGGGGUCUCUCCAUAAUCCUGUUUUUGUUAAGGGUUUGUAAGAAAUAUAGACUCUCCGAGAGACUAUUGAUAUUUGAUGAUCCACCGGUGAUUAUUAUUAUUUAAACCCUUGCCCACGAGAAAUUCACCGACCAUGUUUUUUUCUGGUUCUUUCUUUGUACGCGAAUUUCGCCUUUUAAAAGCAAGUGUAAUGUGGUCGUCGUUCUUGAUAUUUAUUUGCGAUCGCUCUCUUUUUGAGUAAAACAUGUUUUUAAGGUACACGGCUUGUUCGGAGCGGGUUUUUAAGGUUUACGAGAUGGAGUUUGUUUCA
This is a messenger RNA of Erythranthe guttata (spotted monkey flower), 3157 nucleotides long. Its product is annotated as heat shock 70 kDa protein 14. Gene Ontology annotation, biological process: protein folding. Gene Ontology annotation, cellular component: cytosol; nucleus. Lineage: Eukaryota; Viridiplantae; Streptophyta; Magnoliopsida; Lamiales; Phrymaceae. The record is from RefSeq and is a predicted model, not a curated record. Gene Ontology annotation, molecular function: ATP-dependent protein folding chaperone; ATP binding.